This is a messenger RNA of Apis florea (little honeybee), 709 nucleotides long. RefSeq names its product aryl-phospho-beta-D-glucosidase BglH-like. The record is from RefSeq and is a predicted model, not a curated record. Lineage: Eukaryota; Metazoa; Arthropoda; Insecta; Hymenoptera; Apidae.
AUGUACCAAGCAGCACAUCAUCAGUUUGUUGCUAGCUCAUUAGCUGUUAAGUACAUACAUGAGAAUGCACCACAAUGUAAAGUUGGUGCAAUGAUUGCAUAUAAGACCGUUUAUCCUUACACUUGCAAGCCUGAAGACGUGCUAGCCUCUAAAAUGGAUAAUCGCAAAGAAUACUUUUUCUCCGAUGUACAAGUAAGAGGAGAAUAUCCAAACUAUAUUUGGAAGUAUUUUGAAGAGAACAAUAUCAAGGUUAAGAUGGAAAAAGGAGACGAGGAAUUAAUUAAAAAUUAUACAGUCGACUUUAUCACAUUUAGUUAUUAUCGUUCACAUUGGGGAUGGUCGAUUGACCCUACUGGCUUAAGAUUGGCGUUGAACGACUUGUGGGACAGAUACCAAACACCGAUGUUUGUUGUUGAAAAUGGCCUAGGUGCCAAAGAUACAGUUACUUCUGACGGGCAGAUUCAUGACGCAUAUCGGAUUGACUACAUGAAAAAGCAUAUUCAGGCAAUGAAAGAUGCGAUUGCAGAUGGUGUUGAUUUACGUGGCUAUACUAUGUGGGGUCCAAUUGACAUAGUAAGUAACGGAACAGGCCAAAUGUCUAAGCGCUAUGGCAUAGUAUAUGUUGAUCGUGAUGAUCAAGGAAAGGGUACUCUUAAGCGAAUGAAGAAGGAUAGUUUUUACUGGUAUAGUAAAGUAAUUAGUACUAACG